Messenger RNA from Coniophora puteana RWD-64-598 SS2, 1605 nucleotides. RefSeq names its product cytochrome P450. The record is from RefSeq and is a predicted model, not a curated record. Bases 1 to 1605 code for a protein of 534 amino acids. Lineage: Eukaryota; Fungi; Basidiomycota; Agaricomycetes; Boletales; Coniophoraceae. Gene Ontology annotation, molecular function: iron ion binding; oxidoreductase activity, acting on paired donors, with incorporation or reduction of molecular oxygen; monooxygenase activity. The transcript is spliced from 10 exons.
AUGACUCAUCGCACCUUGUGCUUUCCGAGCUCCAUCGGACAGAUUGACGACGUCAGUAACAGCCAUUUAGCAGCGAUAUCCUCCCCAGACUUUCUUUCAAACUCUCACCCCUCUCUUCUUGUUGGUGCUGCAGCCGCAACCACUAUAGCGACGUACCUCGUUCGCAAAGCGAUCGACGAUUCAAAACGCCUCUCAACCCUUCCACCCGGCCCGCCCGCGAAAUGGUUCUGGGACAGCCCGAUACCCCUGCAUAACACUCAUCUUGAAAUAUCGAAGUUGACCGAACAGUAUGGUGACGUCUUCACCCUACGCAGUGGUAACAAUAUCACCAUCGUCAUCGGUCGCGUUGAGCCCGCGCUUGAAAUUCUCGAGACACAUGGAGGCAUCACGCUCAGCAGGCCAGAGCUUGUCGCAGCAGGGACGAUGCUCUCGCGGGGCCAGAGGCUCAUUUCCCAGCCUGCUGGAGAUCUAUUCAAGAGGAUGUGCAAGGCAGUACACGAGCCACUUCAGCCGAAGACUGCCAUGUCGUACGCGCCGCUUCAAUUCGAAGCCGCCAAGAGAUAUGUCCUGAAUAUGCUUGAGCGCCCUGAUCUUGCUCAGCAUCAUGCAGAACUGUACGCAGCGACUGUUACACUCAAGCUGACCUACGGAAAAUCCGCUCCAUCCUCAUUUGACGACCCCGACAUCAAGCGAAUCCACAAGGUUAUAAAACAUUUUUCUCGCGUCGUCCGCCCGGGCGAAUAUCUCGCCCAACGGCUUCCUUGGUUGAAGAACGUCCCCGGAUACGCACCGGAGCUGAAAGAAUACCGCCAGUACGAGCUCGGUUUGUUCUAUGAGCAAGUCGGCAAGACAAAAAGUGCCAUCGAGGGAGGGGAAGAUAUCGGACCAUCGUUCACGCGGUAUCUGCUCGAGAACCCAGAGGUGCAUGGUCUCACCCCUGACGAGACGGCAUAUCUCGCUGGCACCCUUUACGCAGCGGGUUCGGAUACGACGUCUGUCGGAAUGUCCACUAUUGUCCUUGCAGCCGCGAAGUAUCCUGACCUUCAGGCCAAAAUACAUGCGGAAAUUGAUACCAUCAUCAGCGACCGGGUUCCGACACCUGAUGAUAUGCACACUUUACCUUACCUCGAUGCCUUCACGCAGGAGGCACUGCGCUGGCGCCCGAUUGUGCCACUCGGUGUCAUGCAUAAAGCGACGGCCGACUUUGCGUGGAAUGGGUAUCACAUCCCUGAGGGUACGGCCAUCCUUGGCUGUCACUGGGCCAUCUCGCGCGAUCCGGUCGCUUUUCACGACCCGGAGAAGUUUGACCCGCAGCGUUGGUUAAGUGCAGACGGCCAGUUGAAGUCUCAGAAGGAGAUACGGUACUUCACCUACGGUUUUGGAAGACGCGUCUGCCCUGGUCAACACGUAGCAAACCGAUCUAUGUUUAUCACCAUGGCUCUCCUGUUCUGGGCCUUCCGUAUUGCAGAGGACCCGGCGCAUCCCAUCGACGUGGACGCGUACGAUGCUAAUAAUGUUUCACAUCACCGCGGGUUCAAGGUUGCCGUUGAGCCACGUCGAAGUAUCGAAGAGAUUAAGCAGCUCCUUGGCGACUUCAGCAUCUAG